AUGUUCCCUGACGAGCUCAAGGGACUCACGCUGGUCGAAGAGAAGCUCGUCUCGCUCAACUCCUGCUAUGGGCACGUCAAGGGCCACAUCACAGUGUUUCCCAACAACGUGCAGGAGCUGGCGACCAGGUGCUCCCGCACCCCUUUGCAAGCACUGGACGAGAUCCACGUUUCGUGGCAGGGCGUGGAGAAGCCGGCACCGAGCGACCUGUCGAGUCUCUUGUCGGUGAGGCGGCGGGUCGUCGAGAGGGCUCUUGUUUGGCUGAAGAGGAGCAACCCCCACUACGCCGAGAUCGAGAUCGACGUGGCGGAGAUGGAGAGUUGGGGAGACCCGAUAGACGGGGUGCCGGCCUUGGUGUAUGAUCGCAUGGAGCGGAACGAGCCGUCCGCAUGGGAGAAAACGCGGACGGCGCACGUUGUGCCGCCCACGGAGCGCGCCAUGGACGACGAGGGGUCGGUGGAGAUCGAGGAACUCUUCGCUCUGCUCAACCAAAGGCAGGAAACGGGAGGCGAGGCUGAAGGGCACGGGCCCAACGAAGAAGGCGCGGGUCGUGAUGGAGUUGGUGCUAGCCCCGAUCAGAACGUUCGACCAAUCAACGAGCUGCGCAUGCUGAGUGUGGCGAGGAAGGACUUCGGCAAGGUCGAGCGCGUUGCCCGCUCGAUGACCGCGCAAAGGCUCAAUAUGCGGCGGAAAAUCCAGUCGCUCAUCGUUGGCUACGGCGUUCCGGCCAUCUGGUUCACCAUCAACCCAAACGACAUUACGAACCCGGUGAAGCUGCGACUGGCGGCAUAUCGGACACGCGAUCCCGGCGCGGCCGAGGAGUUCCUAGAAGGCCUUGGGAGUGCGUACAAGCGGACAAGGCUGGCCAUGUCCGAUCCGAUGAGCGCCGCCGUAUUCUUCCACCGGGAGAUGAAGCUGUUCUUCGAUCAUUACGUGAAGGUCGGAGAAGAGUCGGUAUUCGGGCGCAUCGGCAAGUACUAUGGCGCUGUGGAGACCAACGAACGAGGGGCGCUUCAUGUUCACGGCUUGCUCUGGUUGCACGGAAACGCGCAUCUCAGCUCGAUGCUUGCCGACAUCCACGGGGAGGAUCAGGCGGCGUAUCGCGAGCGAAUCAUACGAUACGUCGAUAGUGUCUUCUCGAGGAUCUGGAUCAGGAAGGGUUCUGCGCCGUGCAAGCGGAGCGAUCUGUGA
Messenger RNA from Hirsutella rhossiliensis, 1191 nucleotides. RefSeq names its product PIF1 protein. The transcript is spliced from 6 exons. Lineage: Eukaryota; Fungi; Ascomycota; Sordariomycetes; Hypocreales; Ophiocordycipitaceae. The record is from RefSeq and is a predicted model, not a curated record. Bases 1 to 1191 code for a protein of 396 amino acids.